Messenger RNA from Colletotrichum truncatum, 1704 nucleotides. RefSeq names its product 4-coumarate- ligase. Lineage: Eukaryota; Fungi; Ascomycota; Sordariomycetes; Glomerellales; Glomerellaceae. The record is from RefSeq and is a predicted model, not a curated record. Gene Ontology annotation, molecular function: CoA-ligase activity. Gene Ontology annotation, biological process: secondary metabolic process.
AUGCCGGUCAAGUCACGAUGGACGGAACCAAUUCCGAACUGCUCGUUGCAGAAAUGGAUAUUUGGUUCCUCAUUUGAGCCUCUCACCGACCGCAAGGCCUUUUAUGAUGCCGACCGCCCAGAUACCCACUACCUGACCUUUUCCGACUACCGGCUCGUGGCCAAGCAGAUCGCUAUUGGCUUGCAGAAUGCCGGUCUCAAGCCUGGCGAUCGCGUACUGCUCUUUUCGGGAAACAAUCUCUUCUUUCCCGUCCUUUUCCUCGGCGUCCUGAUGGCCGGCGGCGUCUUCACUGGAGCUAAUCCCGGCUUCGUAUCACGCGAGCUCGCAUAUCAGCUUAAGGAUAGCGGCGCCUCGUUCAUGGUGGCCGCUGAGGGUAGCCUUGAAGUAGCUCUGGAUGCCGCAAAAGAGGCCCAAAUGCCAGUAAGCAACGUCUUUGUCUUUGACACUACUGUCAUCGGCUCGACCCAGCCAGAGAAGCCCCCACGAGGUGGCGCCCGUCACUGGACGGAGCUCAUUGCCCCGAAAGCCCAGGCGGAGAAGUUUGAGUGGAUUGAACCGGCCGACGCUCGCAUGACAACGUGUUGUCUCAACUACAGCUCCGGCACAACGGGCGUGCCCAAGGGCGUCGAGAUCUCACACUACAGUUAUGUCGCCAACGGCGUUGGUGUCGUCAAAGUUCAAGCACUCGAGAAGGACUAUGAGGCUUACAUCGCACGGUCUGUCGGCCUCUGCUUUCUGCCUCUGUACCAUGCCUACGCGCAGACAUACUUUGUUGCCAACUUUGCCAAGCUGGGAAUUCCUGUGUACAUUAUGCCGAGCUUCGACUUCGUCAAGAUGCUCACCCACAUCCAGCGCUAUCGUGUUACCCACCUCGUGAGCGUGCCCCCCAUCCUUGUCGCUCUGACCAAGCACCCCAUCACCGCAAAGUUCGACCUGAGCAGUCUCGAAUCUGUCGGCUCUGGAGCCGCGCCACUCGCUAUCGACAUUGCUCGUCAGACGGAGCGCAUCCUCAACAAACCUGAUCUUAUCGUCCGUCAGGGUUGGGGCAUGACUGAGCUCACUUGUACGGCCCUGACAUGGGACCCCUCCCGGCUGGAACGCAGUGCCUCAGUCGGCGAGCUCAUGCCCAAUUGCAUGGCGAAGCUACUUGAUGAAAACGGCAAGGAGAUCACAGAGCCUAAGGUUCCUGGCGAGCUUUUGAUCACAGCUCCGACAGUGAUGCGCGGCUAUUGGCGUAAUCCCAAAGCAACCCAGGAGACUGUACUCACCGACUCAGCCGGCCACCGGUGGCUGCGAACGGGUGAUAUUGCCUAUUUUGACGAGUACAAGACCGGCAGUCUGUUCUACAUUGUCGACCGUAAGAAGGAACUCAUUAAGGUCAAGGGCAACCAGGUCGCCCCCGCUGAGCUUGAGGCCCUUCUGCUCGAGCGUCCAGAUGUAGCUGAUGUGGCCGUAAUUGGUGUUGCCAUAGAUGGCGACGAAUUCCCCCGGGCCUACAUCGUUCGAUCACCGGACACCAACGCUUCUGCCGAAGAAAUUGCCAAGUGGUUAGAGGAGAGAGUUGCCAAGCACAAGCGUCUUAAGGGGGGCGUGAAAUUUACUGAUGUUAUUCCCAAGAACCCGUCCGGUAAGAUCUUGCGAAAGAACCUCAGAGAACAAGCCAAGAGGGAAAUGGAAAGCGAAAAGCCACAUGCCAAGCUAUAA